Messenger RNA from Rhododendron vialii, 3450 nucleotides. RefSeq lists its product as uncharacterized. Bases 178 to 3198 code for a protein of 1006 amino acids. The transcript has 6 exons. NCBI's taxonomy places the organism in Eukaryota, Viridiplantae, Streptophyta, Magnoliopsida, Ericales, Ericaceae. The record is from RefSeq and is a predicted model, not a curated record.
UUUAGCCAAAAAGUCCCCUGCUCCUGCCGAUGACAAAAGGAAUGACACCACGAAGUCGCCAAAACUUCGCAUAGAAGGAAGAAGAGCCAAGAGAGAGAGGGUGAGAGGGGACUCUGCUUCCUCUUCGGCUCUCUCGCUUUCUCUCACCCUUGACUCGAUCGUUUUGCACAAACCAAUAUGAUGGCUUUAGGGUUUAUGGGUAAUUCAGGUUCUUCAUCAUCGUCUUCAAAUUUAUCGCCUUUAGCUCCUCCUUUUACCGUGGACCGGUCUAAUCCCAAACCCAAUUCAAACCCACUUGUGCCUUUCACUGAACCAUCUUAUGCUGCUCUGCCCUUCCAGUCUUCUUACCAUAAUUGGCAAUAUCCAGACUCUUCAUAUAAUGAGUAUGGAUACUUGGGUUCACAAUCUGUUAGUUCAACCAAUGCCCAUAUGCCUCCCUUAAACCCCGGUGUCACGACCGCAACUGAUGCAUUUUCUUUUCAUCAGUAUUCAAGUGAAAACCCCAAAAAUUGUGUUCUUGCUGAACCAAAUUAUACUCCAUUGGUGUCACCUGCGGGCGACAAUGCUAUCCCUUUGGUGGCCCUUAAUGAACCUAGCUAUGAUGUGUUGCCAACUUCCUGUGGUGCCACUUUAGGUGGAAAUUCGCAAGUUGAUUACACUCGAAGCUUAUCGGGCCUGGAGUACAUGCCUUCGUGGGGUUGCGGUUGGAACAACAGAUUGGCUGACGAGGAGACCAAUGGUCCUGGUUCAUAUGUUUCCAAGGAGUAUAUCACACAAGGGCCUUCUACAACUCAUGGCCCAAGCAAAUGCAACGAAGUUUCUGCCAUUUCACGCGAAAGCUAUGUUAAUGUGUGGGGAAGAAGAAGCCAAUUUGUAACUCCUAGUUCAGUAAAGUUGAAUGAAUCCUCUUCACCGCAAGAUCCCAUGUUCAUUCCCACCGUAUCCGAAAGAACAUCAUUCUCAGGAACGAGCUCAACACUUCAGGAUUCUCAUGUACAAGGGCCAUCUCUACAGUUAGCCACGGAUUUCUGUUUUCAUCAAAACCCAUAUUUUGGAUCAUAUGAUAAAUGCUUCCCCUCGCUGGAUUCUUGCAUGAAAGACUUUGUACCAGUGAAAAAAAAUUCCCCUGCUCUAGUCAUCAGACCACCCUCCAGUAGCGCUAGUUCUAAAAUGACAAAUGCUGCUACAUCUGAAGGUCUAGCAAUUAACAAGAAGAAUUUUGGUCGCCAUAAUCCAUCUAAUCAAAAGGAGCCUCUUUUGUCUUCGAGUGAUGGCAAAUCAGGUUGCUUGGAUUAUAGUGGACCCAUCUUACAUAUGGAAAGAAGUAACCACAUCUUCAAUGCAUCGCCCUCUCCUGGGAGAGAAGAGCUCUCAUACACUACCAAAACUGGAAAGGAAUUUAAACUCCCUGCUAUUAAUGUCCCAUAUGGCUUGAGUCUGGAGCUUGAUAAUUCUGAAGGCCUUUGUUCAGCGGAAUAUUCUUGUGAGGGUUUGGAUAAUUAUAAUCUUGCUGUGGAUUCACCCUGCUGGAAAGGAGCUACAGCUUCUUGUUUUUAUCCAUCUGAAGCUUCUGAAGCCAUAACUCCAGAAACUCAUAUUUGCCCUCCCUGUGCUGAUGAUAGUGUGAAGGUUUCUUGUCCAUAUAUAUGUGGAAACAGUGAGUACAAGGAGGAGCUUUCAAAUGCUAUUUGCCCAACCGGGGAACAAACUUCAUUUGAUGUUGUGAAAGCAGGAUUGAUUUACCCAGGAUCAAGCAGCAGCAAUGAUGUACAAUUUUCUAGUGACAUCAACAACAAUUUGCCCAAUGGCCCAAAAAGUGAUCUUCUUGUGAAACUCUCUCAUGCCAAACAACCGGAUCUCGGCAGGGGUGACUUUAUUCCUGAAAGAGAGUCCAAGAUGCAAGUUGGGGUUGCGCACUCUGGAUUGAAAACUAAAGAUGCCUCCAAAGAUGGUACUGUGUCAUUUCUUGGAAUGGAAAGUACUUCAUUUUCCCCUUGCUCUGGAGAAAAUAUUGAUAAGCUGGUCAAAAUGCACGCCACAGAAUCAAGGCCAAAAAUGGAUGUCAAAAUUCUGGUCGAUACAAUAUGUAACCUUUCGGAGUUGCUUCUAUUUCAGUGUUCUAAUGACUCCUCUGCAGUAUCAGAAGAAAAUCACGAGGUUCUUAAGCGUGUAAUCAACAAUCUUGGUACAUGUGUUUCGAAAAGGAUUGUGGACAUGACCCCAACACUAAAGUCAGUGUUCACCCAACAAUGCACUUCUUCCCAUCAAUGUGGAAACCUGCCAGAUUCUGAUAAGGGUGUCAUUGCAGGUAGGCCUCCAGUGACAAAGGAAGAAGUUGCUAGUUCUCGGGGUCCGUUUGAUCAUGACAGUGCACAUGAGGUGAAGAGGAACAGGGAUAUUUCUGGUAAGGUGGUUGAGAAAUUUUCAGAUUCCUUUUCUUUAAGGGGCAAUGCAGAUAAUGUGAAAGAUGAUAACAUGGUCCAGGCUAUAAAGGGGGUCCUGGAGAAGGAUUUUCCUUGUGAGGAAGAAACGCAACCAGAAACAGUCUUGUAUAAGAAUCUAUGGCUCGAAGCUGAAGCUGCGUUAUGUUCCAUGAGUUAUAGAACUCGCUUCAAUCGUAUGAAGAUUGAGAUGGAGAAAUGCAAGUCAUACAAGGCAAAAGAUGUGGCCGGAUGUUCUAUGGCUGUUGAAAAGUUAUUGACCUCCAAGGUUUCUCCCAAUCCAAAUGCAACCCAGAAAGUGAUACCGCAGUCUGAGGAUAGCCCAUUGUCAGAUAACAUCAAUGAUUCCUCUAUUUCUAGUACAACCAAGGUGGUUGAUGAUGUUGAGGCUUCCGCAUUGGCUAGAUUCCAAAUCCUAAAAUGCAGGGCUGAGAACUCAAACUCUAUAACCGCAAAAGGGAGAUACGAUUGGCCGUUAUUAGGAUACCCAACCUUGGGUGGUAGUUUGGACGUCACUGUGGAACCUUAUUCGCAAUACUCCAGUGUCAUCAAUAAUAAAAGGAACGAAUUUGGCUCAUGUAUAGGUCGGUUUGAUUAUGAAACUAUGAAGGAGUUGGAUGUAUGUGCUGCAGAUGAUCAGGGGAUGCAAUCUUGUGGGAACAACAGGUUCGGGGGUUGGCUUCCGUCAGGUUGGUGUGAUGGCUCUUCAUCGGAUUGGGAAGAUGUUCGAAAGGAUGGAUUUGCAUCUCAGAACUGAUUGACCUCAACUUGGGUUCUGAUUCGACACCGGAAAAGUACAACUUUUUGGCUUGCAUUAUACUUUCCGGAGACUAGUGUAUAUUUGUGGUGUGAACCAAUAUGGAGACUAGUGUAUAUUUGUGGUGUGAACCAAUAUUUAUCCUGACUUGUAUAUAGCUUUUUGGCUUAAUUUGCACCGAAAAAACCUUUGUUAUCUGUUGCAUGAAGUCUUCACUCUUAAAUAGAUUACGCACACAUCUUUUUUAUUCAA